Molecule: messenger RNA, 1162 nt
Organism: Etheostoma cragini (Arkansas darter)
Lineage: Eukaryota; Metazoa; Chordata; Actinopteri; Perciformes; Percidae
Product: F-box only protein 15-like
Exons: 2
Coding region: 51-416 (121 amino acids)
Source: RefSeq, a predicted model, not a curated record
AGUUUGAUGUGUUGCUGCGAUCAGUUCACAUCGAGAACGGACUGGUGGAGAUGAGGGUCAUCAACCGGACCAACCUGUCCGAGCACCGACCGCUGUCUGGGAACAUCAAGAUGCCCUGGAAGAGCGGGACACUGGAGGGCGCACUGGAGAACUGCUGCAUCGUAUCGCUGACUCUGCUCGACGAGUUCCAGAAACCCUUCUGGUGCGUCAGCUCGCCCAUUUCCACCCGGCUCGCCCAGAAGCAGCAGUCCGCCGACUACAGCGGCGAGCACUUUUUUAUGGAUUUCAGCGACUCGGACGGUCGGGUGAAGAUGAAUCUGGUCUGGUUUAAGGAGCAGAAGCAGUUCUUCCUCAUCAGCCUCACCGUCUACAUUUCGGUGUUCAAAGUCAACAAACAUUUCAGCCGAGCGUACUGAAGCAGAACCGGAGCGCUCUCAAGUUCGGGUUUUUACGGGUCUGAUGCCAAGACUUUGACGUUUUGUUCAGUGUUACAUCAGUUGUUUACAAAAAUGUCCUCCUUGGUAGGUUUGUUUGUUUUUAUGGUACAAAAGAAUUAUGCAAGAAGGGGGUGAAAGAGUUAAGAACAAGCUUAAAACCUGUUAAGGCUUCAUGUGUUAGUCUCACAUUUGAUAUUACAGACUUCUAAAAGUCGUCAUUUUGUAUUUUUUUCACUAUACAGGACGUGUGUCACUGUUUUUUCUUCUAUUAAACUUACACUUAAAACUACAUGUGAUGUAUAAAUGACUAAAUCCUAAGAAAAGAACAUUAAGUUUGUUUUGAAUGUCAGUAUAUACUGAGUAAUUUCAGUAAGUUAUUUUGUUAGUUGUACACAAGCAAGUCUCAUUCUGUAAGAAUAGACACAAGACAAGUGUACGCUGUUGAAGCUUCAUGUGUUACAGUUGAAAAAUACAGUCAAAUGUUAAGAAAAGCUAAAAUGAGUUUGAGUUCUGUUCACGAUACAGGAAAUGUCUCUGUUUUUGUUUCUAUGACACCCGAGGAAUAAAGGUAACGUGAUCUGUAAAUAUAAGUUACGAGAUCCUGAAAAGGCGCUUAUGUUAAGUUUGAAAUUCCGCGUUUACCGAGUACAUAUUAGCCUUAGCAUGUUAUUAUUUUGGUUUUUGAUCAGACGUGGCAGAAUUUCAUGUUACUUACAAGCUGAUUU